Lactuca sativa (garden lettuce) is the source of this 1902-nucleotide messenger RNA. It is a transcript of the gene APPR6, whose product is annotated as Tetratricopeptide repeat (TPR)-like superfamily protein. NCBI's taxonomy places the organism in Eukaryota, Viridiplantae, Streptophyta, Magnoliopsida, Asterales, Asteraceae. Gene Ontology annotation, molecular function: protein binding. The record is from RefSeq and is a predicted model, not a curated record.
CUCCAAAUAAAUACAGUAGUUAAAAUUAAAACCUGCUUCUUCGAAAUUCAUCUCCGUCGGCUCGUUCCCGCCGGCCUCCACGAUCGCGUCUCCGCUUCUCCAUCUUCGCAUCUCGAAUCGAACUCGCUCCCACACUUGCUCGCCUGUAUAUCCCGUUGUCUCAAUCUCCGAAAUCCUGAAUGGUGAUCCACGACAAUAUGAUCAGAGUAUUCACCAGUCCUAUGAAAUCAAGUUUCAGAAAUCUUUUUCAUCCCAGAAGAAGAACAUACUGCUCGAUUGAAACAAAGAAAGACAUAUUAUUCGACCCCACAAAACAAAUAUGCAAAAUCAUGAUGUCAUGUCCAAAGCUAGGAGUUGCAACUGCACUUGAUCAAAGUGGUAUAAGGCCAUCACCAGAAGUAGUAGAACAAGUCCUUAAAAGAUUCACAAAUGCAGGCAUGUUGGUGUAUCAAUUCUUUGAUUGGGCAGGUAAGCAACGUAACUAUGAACAUUCUAUAAAAGCUUAUCAUGCCAUGAUUGAAUCUUUAGCCAAAAUCAGACAAUAUGAAAUCAUGUGGGAUCUUAUAAACACCAUGAGAACCAAAAACCUACUCAAUAUCGAGACUUUUUGCAUAAUUAUGAGAAAGUAUGCAAGAGCACAAAAAGUCGAAGAGGCAAUCUACACCUUCAAUAUCAUGGAAAAAUACAACACCCCUCCAAAUUUAUCAGCUUUUAAUGGUUUGUUAAGCGCAUUAUGUAAAUCAAGAAACGUAAGAAAAGCCCAAGAGAUUUUUGACACAAUGAAAGAAAGAUUUAAACCUGAUCAGAAAACUUACAGUAUAUUAAUCGAAGGGUGGGGAAAGGAUCCCAAUUUGCCUAAAGCAAGAGAGAUUUAUAAAGAAAUGGAAAAUGACGGAUGUACCCCUGAUAUUGUCACAUACGGGAUCAUGGUUGAUAUUUUGUGUAAAACAGGUAGGGUAGAUGAAGCUAUUGAUAUAAUAAAAGACAUGGAAUAUAACGGUUGUGGGCCCACAUCCUUCAUAUACAGUAUUUUAAUUCACACAUACGGGAUUGAAAACCGAAUCGAAGAUGCUGUUGAUACGUUUCUUGAAAUGGAAAGAAACGGUGUCCAUGCUGACGUGGCAGUUUACAACGCGUUGAUUAGUGCAUUUUGUAAAGUAAACAAGGUUAAAAACGCGUAUAGGGUUUUAAACGAAAUGGAAUGCAAAAAGGUGAAUCCAAAUUCAAGAACUUGUAACAUUCUUUUGAAUCAUUUGAUAGAUAGAAAAGAAAGUAAAGAGGCGUUUAAGGUUUUCAAAAGGAUGAUCAAGAUUUGUGAACCUGAUGCGGAUACGUAUACGAUGAUGAUUAAGAUGUUUUGUGAAACGGGUGAUAUUGAAAUGGGACAAAAAGUUUGGAAGUAUAUGAAAGGGAAGCAAUUUGUUCCUAGUUUGCAUACUUUUUCUGUUAUGAUUAACGGGUUGUGUGAAAAUGAAGAUGCUUCUGAAGCUUGUGUGUUAAUGGAGGAAAUGAUUGAGAAAGGAAUUCGACCACCGAGGUUGACUUUUGGGAGGUUGAGAAAAUUGCUUUUGGAUCAAAAGCGUGAUGAUGUGUUCGAGUUUUUACAACAAAAGUUGGACUUAUUAGUAAAAGAGCCAUUAUGCGAUUGAUUAGAUGAAUGCUUCGAUUUUGUUAUUCGUGUUUGGUGGGCCCCUCUCUUAGGACAACAAUCAGGUGGGCCGUUGUAUAUCUGAUUUAUAUCUGAGAUGAUGUUUUUUGGGCAGUGCAGUGUGUGUCAACUCAGGAGUUGUUGAAUGUCACAGUUUGUCUUUUAAGUUCUAGGUUUAUUUAACCCUAUAGUUUAAAUUUUAAAUGUAAUAAUUAUUAUGUGCAAUAUUAUGUUAUAUAUUAAAUUGAUAUUAA